UCAGUUGCAACUGGUUAUGCCUGAUUAUGCUAAAAAGAGGGGAGUCAUUCCAGGACCUGCUGUACACACGUCUAGGUUAGAGUUUUUAUUAAAUGGCAUCUUCCAUGAAUUCUCUGGAAGCGAUUCAGAAAAAAAUAGAUGAUGUUAAACUCUUCUUCUCUGUUUCGCUGAGCAUUGCCAAUGCCCACACUGUGGAUUUCUACACUUGCGAUGUAUGGGACCAGUUCAUGGCUGUGACACCCGUGGAGGUCUUGACAGAGAUCACUUUGAAUGGCGACCACAAGAGGGCGUCAGAACGUUACUUAAAUCAUGACAAUGAAAAAGCGAAGAAGAUCACCUUCGGUUUCUGUGAUGAUAGUAAGCGCCUGGUGGAUGUGGCUGAGCUCUUGGAGGCUGCCCAUGCCCACUCCCUGCCUGGCCUUGGGGUCUGUGUGGGCCACACAGAGCUACUGCAAUCCCUCAGACACACUGACAACGCCCAACCCCUGGAGGAAGUUCCAGCUGCUGUGGUGGAGACUGAUGAGUUUAUGAACUCCAAGAAGUCCCACGAGGUGCAGGCCAUGUCAGAGGUGGUGGCCAGCCUAGCCCAGCGCUGCCGAGUCAAACAGGUGAUUGACGUGGGCUCGGGGAAAGGUUACCUGUGCUCCUUCCUGUCGCUGCGGUACGGCCUCCAGGUGUACGGCAUCGACUCGUCCAGCGUUAACACGCACGGCGCCCAGGAGAGGAACAGGAAGCUCAAGAAGUACUCCCGGGCCUACCAGAGGCACAGCAAAGCCAAUAGGACUCAGACAGUGGUGCCCCCUUCAGGCCAGGAGUUGGAGGAUAUGGUUAAGAUGAGUGGGGAUGCAGAGAAGGAGGUGGGGAAGGGGAGGAGAGACAGGGGGCCGCAGACCAACACAACAGGGUUAACAGAUGAAAUGACAUCACUUACCUCCGCCAUUUUGUUAGAGGACAAUUCCCUUCCAGAGUUGGACCAAAGUGAUCCAGCCUCAGCUCCAGAGGAUCCCUUCCUCAGUGCCCUGUGUGUGGACAUGGUGGAGCCCACCUCCCACCGGGUUCCCCCCAGUGAGCUGAGCCUAGAGGAGAGGGAGAGGAGGAAGAGGGAGAACCUGGAGAGGAAGGCCAGGAGCUGGGUUAACAGUGGUGGCAUGGGCGGCGGCAUCCUGUACUCACCUCUGACCUCCUACGUUACCGCGGAGACGGAGCUCAAAGAGAUUAUUGGGGAGUUAGAGGAUGCGGUCAUGGUUGGUCUGCACACGUGUGGAGACCUGGCGCCCAGCACCCUGCGCAUGUUUGUGGCCAAACGGGAGCUCCUCUCCGUCUGCAGUGUGGGCUGUUGCUACCACCUUCUCUCUGAGGAGUUUGAUCCCACCAGGCAAGAGUGUCCAAGCAGCAGCGUGUGUGGUUUCCCCCUGAGUGGCUACCUGAGGGAGCAGUCCUGGUUCUGUGGCAGAAAUGCCAGGAUGUCGGCCUGUCUGGCUUUGGAGAGAGUUGCCAAGGGCCAAGGGAUUCAGAUGGAGUCACUUUUCUAUAGGGCCGUGCUCCAUGUGAUUCUAAGGGACCACUACAGCUCCUUUAAAAGCGAGAAGCGUGUGGGGAACGUCUACUCCAAGGCCACCUCGUUCGUGGACUACGUCUGGAAAGCACUCCGGAGGCUGGAGCUGGAUGAGUCAAAGCUCUCUGACGGUGUCAUACAGAGUUACCACGACACAUACCGACCCAGGAUGGUUGAGAUGGAGGCCUUUAACAUGCUGAAGGUGACUUUGGCUCCCUGCAUCGAGGGCCUGAUUCUCCUGGACCGCCUCUGCUACCUGAAAGAACAGGAAGACGUGGCGUUCUCCGCUCUGGUGCAGCUCUUUGAUCCGCUGUUGUCGCCGCGCUGUUACGGAGUUGUCGGAGUGAAGGCACCUGGGACAAAGCUGUCGGAGUGAAGGCACCUGGGACGGAGUUGUUGGAGGGAAGGCACCUGGGACGGAGUUGUUGGAGGAAAGGCACCUGGGACGGCAUCAUAGAGUUCUUUGAGAUGAGACAAACUGCAUUUCCUGCCAUUUCUAUGUUAGUUUAUUCAAUGUUUUGCUGACGCAUGAUUUUAGCAAGGUUUUAAUGUAAUGAUGGACUCCUUACUCAGUCACGUACAGAUGUGGGAAUGGGAUCAUUGUUUAGUGUUUUCUCUACUUUUGCCUUCUCUGGUUUCUGCCAGUCAUACUAUACUUUGGGGUGUACUAUACCAUACUGUAUUAAUCAAUCAAUAAUUAUUAGAAGAUAUAAAGUUCCUAGUGUGUUUCUG
This is a messenger RNA of Coregonus clupeaformis (lake whitefish), 2287 nucleotides long. RefSeq names its product methyltransferase like 25 (gene mettl25). The transcript has 12 exons. Lineage: Eukaryota; Metazoa; Chordata; Actinopteri; Salmoniformes; Salmonidae. The record is from RefSeq and is a predicted model, not a curated record. Bases 93 to 1931 code for a protein of 612 amino acids.